CCCCCCCGCCUUUCUCCUCCUCACACACGUCUUUUCUCCGGCAGGGCAGCGCGGUAGUUUGCGGCGGAACCGAGCAGCUUUUGGGGGAUGCGGAUUAUGUCCCGUGUGCACGAAUCCGGGGAGAGGAGUUGAAUAAAUAGGUUUCGCGCGGGCUCAGCGGGAGAGAGGAGGAGAGCGGACCGCGCCGACACUUGUUCGUUCCGGAACAGAGAACAUUAUACGUGCGCGUGUUGCUUGCGCGCGCGCGUUACCGUUGUUUCGAGUCGCAGUCUGGAACCCCCCCCUCCCCCUUCUUCUUUUUUUUUUGUUGUUGUUGAAAAAAUUUAGCAGAAGUUACCCGAGUGAAAUUGAUAUAGAACAAGGCGUCAGGUGGUCUGUUGGCAUCGUAUCGGGAACACCGGCGAGGCAAGAACGCAACAGUUUCGAUUCGGUGGCAUUUUCGUUGCCGGUUUUCUCCCGAGAUUUGGGGGAAAAAUGUCGAAACCCGAUUACUCCGGGACAUUUCAUAUGGUUUCCCAAGACAACAUGGACGCCUACCUGGCAGCUUUGGAUAUUAAUUUUGCCUUGAGGAAAAUUGUGUGCCUGUUAAAGCCCACCAAGCAAAUAUCCCACGAGCCUGCCACGGGGGCCAUGAAGAUCCGAACCCUUACCACGUUCAAGAACUUCGACAUGGACUUCACUAUCGGGAAGGAAUUCACCGAGGACCUGGGCCCUGUGGAUGGGCGCGCAUGUCAAACAACGGUCGACUGGGAAGGGGAAAAGCUGGUGUGCGUACAGCGGGGCGAGAAGGAGGGCAGAGGCUGGACACACUGGCUGGAAAACAAUCUCUUACAUCUGGAGAUGAGAGUUCAAGAUGUGGUCGCCAAGCAAGUUUUCAAGAAGGCCGAGUGAAGGAGCUAGAAAGGGGCCACGUGUGAGCUCUUUAUUUAUAAUGGGACAUUCCUCUAGGACUCAGUAUAACGAGUCAUAGUCUGUUUCCCUUUUUUGUGUUGUUGAAACUAUCAAGAAUAUUCGCCUUACAGUGGACAUGUAACGGAUAAAACAAUAAGACCCAUGAAUCGCAUGUUCUCAGACUGAUGUUUCUGUGGAGAGACGUUCAGCUCGGCAUAUCGCUGACCCACGGUUGGCCGAUGGCACUAAACGUCAAAUAGUGAGGGUAACCGUUGCGCAGCGGAGUUAACUUUGUAGACAUUCCCAGCAUAAUUGCGCUGUCCUAGUGUGCGUUUUGACUAAAUUGUUUUCAUCUGUUG
Molecule: messenger RNA, 1250 nt
Organism: Lampris incognitus (smalleye Pacific opah)
Lineage: Eukaryota; Metazoa; Chordata; Actinopteri; Lampriformes; Lampridae
Gene: rbp5
Product: retinol binding protein 1a, cellular
Exons: 4
Coding region: 475-891 (138 amino acids)
Biological process (GO): fatty acid transport
Cellular component (GO): nucleus; cytosol
Molecular function (GO): fatty acid binding
Source: RefSeq, a predicted model, not a curated record